This is a messenger RNA of Cucurbita moschata (crookneck pumpkin), 2329 nucleotides long. RefSeq names its product protein KINESIN LIGHT CHAIN-RELATED 1. The transcript has 2 exons. Gene Ontology annotation, molecular function: protein binding. Bases 102 to 2009 code for a protein of 635 amino acids. Lineage: Eukaryota; Viridiplantae; Streptophyta; Magnoliopsida; Cucurbitales; Cucurbitaceae. The record is from RefSeq and is a predicted model, not a curated record.
UUAAUCCACCUUCGAGGCUUCGAUUCCUCGACCUGCAUUGAGAGAAGGGUUUUGCAAAAACCUCGCAACAGCGCAGCAGAUCAUUCAGUUUCGGUGCCACAAUGAGAAGAAACGCCUCAAUUUCACUUCUUUUUCACUCCAAUCGUAUCAAUCUCCGCUCACUUUCAUCCCUCAUUUCGCCGAAGUUCAUUUCCGAUCCUUCCCCUUCAUAUUCCUCCCCUGUUUCAGCCCCCCAUCUCAAUCCCUGCACCAAAAACCAUGGAUUGUUCUUCAAGCUCAGCCGAUUUCAAGCAAACCCAUCUCGGAAUUUGGAAACCCUCGUGGAGAAACGCCCUCAAAUUUCUUCAAGACAGCGAAAAUUCAAGGAGAAAUCCGAGCUUGAGGAGGCUUUUGAAUCUGCAAACACUGUUGAUGAAAUGGUCAAGGCGUUUAAGGACAUGGAAUCCACUUUUGAAGAGAGGGAUCUCGGGUUGGCUUCCUUGAAAAUCGGUCUGAAACUUGAGCAAGAAGAUGAGGAUCCUGAAAAGAUACUGGUUUAUGCUACUAGAGCUUUGAAAGCCUUGGAUAAAGAUGAUAAUGGGAAACCUUCUUUACCUGUUGCUAUGACUUUACAAUUGUUGGGUUCUGUUAAUUAUAGCUUGAAAAGGUUUAGUGACAGUUUGGGGUACUUAAAUAGGGCUAAUAGGAUUCUAGGUCAGUUAGAGGAGAGUGGCUUUAGUGCUGAGGGUAUUAGGCCAGUGCUUCAUGCUGUGCAACUUGAGUUGGCAAAUGUUAAGACUGCAAUGGGGAGGAGAGAAGAAGCUCUUGCUAAUCUCAGGAAGUGUUUAGAGAUCAAGGAGUUAACCUUGGAGAAGGAUAGUCGAGAACUGGGGAAGGCGAAUCGAGAUUUGGCAGAAGCUUAUGUUGCUAUAUUGAACUUCAAGGAUGCUCUUCCCUUUUGUAUGCAGGCAUUGGAGAUACACAAGAAGCAGUUGGGGCAUAAUUCAGUUGAAGUUGCUCAUGAUAGGAGGCUUCUUGGGGUGAUUUACAGUGGGUUGGAAGAACAUCAAAAGGCAUUGGAGCAGAAUGAAUUGUCUCAGAAGGUUUUGAAGAACUGGGGCCUUAAUUCUGAUUUACUUCGUGCAGAAAUCGAUGCUGCUAAUAUGCAAAUUGCGCUCGGUAGGUACGAUGAGGCCAUCAGUACUCUUAAGGAUGUUGUUCAGCAUACCGAAAAAGACAGCGAAACUCAGGCAGUGGUGUUUAUCUCAAUGGGAAAAGUGUUGCAUAAUCAGGAAAAGUUUGCUGAUGCAAAGAGAUGUUUGGAGAUUGCUACUCGAAUUUUCGACAAGAAAGAAGCAGCUUCUCCAGUGGAAGCUGCUGAGGCGUAUUCAGAAAUAUCAAUGCAGUAUGAGUCGAUGAACGAGUUUGAAACUGCAAUUUCAUUAUUGAAAAGAUCUCUAGCUUUGCUUGAGAAGCUUCCUCAAGAACAGCACUCAGAAGGUAGUGUUUCAGCUAGAUUAGGGUGGUUGCUACUGUUGACUGGUAAAGUUCAUGAAGCUAUUCCAUACUUGGAGGGUGCAGCAGAGACUCUGAAAGAGAGUUUUGGUUCCAAGCAUUUUGGAGUUGGAUAUAUAUACAAUAAUCUUGGAGCUGCAUAUUUGGAACUCGAGAGACUUCAAUCGGCUGCGCAGAUGUUCGCAAUGGCAAAGGACAUUAUGGACGUAUCACUUGGCCCCCAUCACGCAGAUUCCAUUGAAGCCUGUCAGAAUCUUGCAAAAGCAUAUGGCUCAUUGGGAAGUUACGCCCUUGCAAUUGAAUUCCAAGAGCAAGUGGUUGAUGCUUGGGAAGGCCAUGGCUCAGCUGCAGAAGAUGAACUUAGAGAAGCCCAGCGAAUGCUCGAACAAUUGAAGAGGAAAGCACACGGUAAGUCGAAAAUCGAGCUCUCGAUGAAGGCCUUGCCCCUACCUCAUUCCUCCACCUCUUCCAAAACUCUGCAGCCUGAUAUUCCCAGCAGUCAGAAACAUCAAUAGCCACAACAUAUCAAAUCUGAUAAGCUAUUUUACGACUCCAGAUAAAUCGAUAGAUCGGAUCAAUCUUCUUGGUAAGUUUUAUCGUAUGGAAGCUCGGAUACUUUCAGAAAUACUUUCCUUUAAAGCCUCUGUCAUCUUUUGUGCAUAGCGGGAACGACCUUGAAAUAUAAGACCCUAUGUUUUGCAUGCAUGUCUUUCUACCCUGCUACUAGGAGAUGUAUUCACUGAAAGCUAUAUCCCCGGGAAAGAGACGACUGCAGUAACUCGUAGAAUUAUCGAAUCGGACAGGUGCUUUUUUUGAAACCAACUCCAUAGUCCCA